AUGGACUUCUCAGAUAUCUUUCGCAUUGUCAACCUGGCAACCGGAGCCUUGAUGGUCUUUGGAGGAAUCAGUCAAUUCUUCCCCGUCACUGUCCGAGGCACCAUCUGCGGCAUCUAUAUCAUCCUAUUCGGUCUUGCCAAUGCUCUUCUUGAGUUCCAAAUCCCGCCUCAGAUCGCCAGAUAUGCAUCCUUCAUGUUCUCCUUCAUUGGACGCGGUGUUUUCUACAUCUUCAUCGGAGGGCUUUGCUUCUCAGGCCACGUGAUCAAAUACAUCAUUGGCGGCAUUAUCAUACUUGUCGGUAUGGUCUAUGUCGCCCUUGAAUACGUACCUAGCAUCGAGCCUCCGGCCAACAUGAGGGAUGCCGAUGCCGGCUGGGGAGCUGAGCAAGUCUAG
Aureobasidium melanogenum CBS 110374 is the source of this 393-nucleotide messenger RNA. RefSeq names its product COPI associated. Bases 1 to 393 code for a protein of 130 amino acids. Gene Ontology annotation, cellular component: Golgi membrane. The record is from RefSeq and is a predicted model, not a curated record. The transcript has 6 exons. NCBI's taxonomy places the organism in Eukaryota, Fungi, Ascomycota, Dothideomycetes, Dothideales, Saccotheciaceae. Gene Ontology annotation, biological process: vesicle-mediated transport.